UGCACUCUCCAUCCUCUCCUCUCUUCCUGUCCUGCUCCUGCCCGCUUCUCUGUAUCAUCUGCUCAAAAUGAGUGCAGUGAGCAGAAAAAAAAGGGUGGAACACCAAUCCGAGCAUCCAACGCUUCCUCAUCCACUGUAUAUAAAACCCCCAUUGCUGGCUCCAUCCAUCCAUCGGUCUCACUUCCCCUGUUCCUGAUAGGCGUCCUGAUGCAGGGCGAUCCAGGGUUCGGGUACGGCGGUUAUGGCUACGGCGGCGCCGGCUACGACAUGGCCGGGUACGGCUCCAGUGGAGGAUACUACACGAGCGACCCGUACCCUGCUGCUUAUGAAGACCCACUUGCUGGUCGGAGGCAGCACGACUUCCCGGCGCCGCUCACUGGCCUCGAGUUCCAGCCGUCGGAAACCUGCCCCAAGAACUACGUCAUCUUCGACCAGACCUACGACCGGAGCCGUGUCAUGUUCCACCCGUCCCUGGCUAACAACUUGGGCAUCUCCGGCGGCUAUGACCACCACUGCUACGGCUUCGACCAGGACUACGCCGGCAAGAGCGCCUACUACGGUGUCGAGGACGGCGACCGUGGGUGCUCGAUCCGGCAGAAGGAGGACACCGACGAGAUCGACGCGCUGAUGAGCACGGAGGACGGCGAGGAGGAGGACGACGUGCUGAGCACGGGUCGCACGCCAGGGUGCCGAGCCGGGGGUUCGCCGGACUCCACGUGCUCGUCCGGAUACGGGGUGAGCACCGGCGCGUCGAGGUCCGAUUGCGGCGGCGGCCGGAAGCCCGAGGCCGGAGGCGAGAGGAAGAAGGAGCGGAUGAAGAAGAUGAUGCGGACGCUCAAGGGGAUCAUCCCCGGCGGCGACAGGAUGGACACGCCCGCCGUCCUCGACGAGGCUGUCAGGUACCUCAAGUCCCUCAAGGUGGAGGUCAAGAAGCUCGGCGUGCGUGGCUCAAGCAGCUAGGCGACAUCGACACACUGGCCUCAAGGCCAGUCAAAAAUCUCUCUCCUGGCAGGUGCUGCCGACACCGGUGCUAGGGGCGUCAAUCAACGGGGAGCGGUCCGAACGACGCAUUACUGGAGAAUUUUGUACACCGCAUUCACGGUGGCUUCCGGUGUUCUUAAUACAGCAAGCAAAUAGCGGAGCAGCAACAAGAUCUAGCCAACAAAGAUGAGCUCAUGAGAACAUAUGAUUCAUCGGUUUCCACUUUUUAGAUAAUGAAUUAAAUUACAACGCAGCCUCUAAAUCCUAAACUGAUGUAUGUGUCAACAGAAAA
Molecule: messenger RNA, 1273 nt
Organism: Oryza brachyantha (malo sina)
Lineage: Eukaryota; Viridiplantae; Streptophyta; Magnoliopsida; Poales; Poaceae
Product: transcription factor bHLH144-like
Exons: 2
Coding region: 208-960 (250 amino acids)
Molecular function (GO): protein dimerization activity
Source: RefSeq, a predicted model, not a curated record